Haliotis rubra (blacklip abalone) is the source of this 419-nucleotide messenger RNA. Its product is annotated as chitin synthase 5-like. The record is from RefSeq and is a predicted model, not a curated record. Bases 19 to 324 code for a protein of 101 amino acids. NCBI's taxonomy places the organism in Eukaryota, Metazoa, Mollusca, Gastropoda, Lepetellida, Haliotidae. The transcript has 4 exons.
UUGGUUCGAAUCAGCAUCAUGGCGGCUUCGGUGAAAACAGGAGAUUUGAAGAAAGCCAUUAAAAACAUUUUGAAAGAUGCCGACCUCGACUCUUUGUCGGCGAAGAAAGUUCGGCGAAAAUUGGAAGAAAUGUUCGGAAUCGAGCUCACAGACAGGAAGCAGGAGAUUGAUGCACUGACCAUGAAGAUGAUUACCGAAGGACAGGAGGAGGAAGAGAGUGAGAAGGAAGAAAAACCCAAGUCCAAGUCAAAGAAAACCACCAGCAUCAAAUCAAAAGGCAAUGAUCAUGUGACACGAAAUGGCCGAGCGGGAAAAGACUUAUAACUCUAAGCGGGAAAAGACACAAGUGAUGCAGAAGACACAGGAGAAAAAUCUGAUUCAUCGUUCGAUGAACCUGAACCUGUGCCGGUGAUAAAGAA